Lynx canadensis (Canada lynx) is the source of this 1854-nucleotide messenger RNA. RefSeq names its product DnaJ heat shock protein family (Hsp40) member C5 beta (gene DNAJC5B). The coding region runs from base 121 to 720 and encodes 199 amino acids. The transcript is spliced from 5 exons. The record is from RefSeq and is a predicted model, not a curated record. NCBI's taxonomy places the organism in Eukaryota, Metazoa, Chordata, Mammalia, Carnivora, Felidae.
CAAUUGGCUGAUGAAGUAACAAAUGAAAAGUAAUCUAACUCCACUGACCCGCUUAACCCUGGAUGAGAACAAUGGAAAGGAGUAGCCUUUUGCUUUGAAACAGUGGAACAGCCUGAGAAAAUGGCAUGUAACAUACCUAACCAAAGACAGCGGACUAUGUCUACAUCUGGAGAAGCUCUAUAUGAAGUCCUUGGUCUGCAAAAGGGAGCAUCAAAUGAAGAAAUAAAGAAAACUUACAGAAAGCUGGCCUUGAAACAUCAUCCAGACAAGAAUCCAGAUGAUCCAGCUGCUGCUGAAAAGUUUAAAGAAAUCAACAACGCCCACACAAUACUUACCGACAUGUCAAAGAGAAACAUAUAUGACAAGUAUGGAUCACUGGGACUCUAUGUGGCUGAGCAAUUUGGAGAUGAAAAUGUUAAUACCUACUUCAUGCUGUCAAGCUGGUGGGCAAAGACCCUGUUUGUCAUCAUUGGACUCUUUACUGGCUGUUAUUUUUGCUGCUGCCUGUGCUGCUGUUGCAACUGCUGCUGUGGACGCUGCCGGCCCAAAUCAUCAGUGCCAGAAGAGGACUUUUAUGUGUCCCCAGAGGAUCUUGAGGAGCAGAUCAAGACCGACAUGGAAAAAGAUGUGGACUUUCCAGUUGUUCUCCAGCCUACAAAUGCAAAUGAGAAAACACAGCUAAUCAGAGAAGAACCUCGAAGUUAUUGCACAGACUCUUAAUAUUGAGACCACUGAGGGUCCACAAUACAUCUUCUUGGUUCAACCAUGUCUCCAGAUGGUCAUGGGGGGGGCAGGGUAGGGGGCAUGAAAUGCUGUGAACUUUUCCACAUUUGUAUUUUAUUUUUUAGGUUAGGGAAAGAUGAUUGCUACAUAAUUUUCUCAGUAAGCAGUCUCACUCUUUGAGUAGAAUUCCUAAUGAAACACAUUCCAUUUUGAUGAAUAAAAGCCUGAAGAGUUAUUUUAUGCUCCUUGCAUGAGGUAAGACAGUAGUACUGGACAGGCUUCAUGAGCCUGCCCUUUAUGUGACCCAGACCUAAUUCCUUACUGUAGUAUUCCAAACAGAAGCCACUUUUCAUCUAUUUAACUGAAUUGCAAUAUUCCUAUCUGCCACAAAUAUCAUCAGCAAAACAUAUAUGAGAAUUUAAGAGGAAUCUUGUGUAUGUGUAGAGACUUUUCCCUGUCAAUAUUCAAUAUGGCUAGAAAAAUAUUUCAAGAGGCAGGAAGAAAUUAUUAGGUAAAAAAGACAAAUCACUUAAUUUUGAAGUAUAUCUUUGAAAGAUUAAAAACUGUCAUUUGCUAGAAAUUGUUGAGUAAAACCAAGAAGAAAGGUUUUGUGUGUACUUUUAGAUUGGCACAAAAACAAAAACAAAAUAUCAGCCUGGUUAAGUUUAUGGUUUUUCUGGAUCCAGAAAAAUUCCCAAAUCAGCCCUAAAAAUGUGUUGACCAUUUUUUUAAGUAAAAAUAAUUUUUCUACAACUGACCUAAAUUAGACAAAGUGAGGAAAAGAAACAUAUAGGGUAAAAGGUAGAAUUCUGAAUUCUACAGCCUAACUUUAGACUUAAAGGCAUAUCAUUUACCCCUUUUUGGGUGGGAUUAAUUACACUGAUCAGAAAGUGCUCAGCUCUGUGCAUGUUGAACAAUUAAGCUCAAAGGUCAUGUCUGCAUUUACUGUUUGAUCUUUAUAUUCAUUAUGUGAUCAAAACCAUGUGCUAAAACCAUGUUCUAAAAUAGUACAGAAAGUGUUUGUUUUUUCUUGGUUCUUUAUAUAAUAUUGCAGCUUUCAAGAUCUUAUUAUGUUUUUAUAUAAUACUGCAUUAAAUGCCAUUUUCUUUCUCUGUUUCUUAUUCUCCUCUA